CAAUUCCAGUGGCUCGUUAGACGUUGCCGUGCGAGGACUGAAUUCUAUGGAACUGAAAAGCUGUGCAGGUGAGAAAAGGAUCUUGACGACGACUACGAAACCGUCAGUUGUGGUGUUUUGAUUAGUUCGAGUGGAAAAUCGAGUUCAAGUGGGAAAAAAUCACAGAAAAUUGUGGCAGAGUGUCGUGAGUUGCACAGAAAAGAUUGUCCACUUUCGCGCCCAACGUGGUCAGUCCUUGGUGUACUUGGUCCCGCGUUCAACUGAAAACAAAUUGAUUCCACAGGUGCGCGGUGGAGGAGUGAGAGUGGGGCUAACUCAGGUGCGGUCGGGGCAAAGAUCCUUAGAGGCUUGUUGACGGUGAAUUUCAGUCUAAUUGCUCGACAGUUUAUUUGAUUGUCUCUCUGCUCAAUUAGCGGUGUGUGUUGGUCUGUGCUGGUGGAAAGUUCUUGUACACGUCGGACGUCGCGCGGCUUCCGGUUGUUCUUUUACUUCGUUGGCUCAGUCGCGACCUCGUUUCCCUUCGCGCGCGCUACUUUUUAACCGUUUGGCGACCGCAUCAAUUCGAAAGUGACCCAUUUACCAGUGUCUUUGGCAAACGCGAACGUUGUUCAUUUUGGACAACGCAUAGAAGAUCCUUAUUUUGUGCACCCGCGGAUUUGCUUUGAAAUCUUGAUAUUGCCCCGUGGGAGUGUGAAGGAUUAGUGGUUUAUCGCCGCCUGGGAUUACAUUGGCCCCGCAGCGGCUUUCUCUUCUCUGGAUUUCACUCGAGCACAAGAAAAGAUAAGCUUCAAAAUCAACACCAACUUCGACUGAAAUACAUAUCCAGUGUCGACUAUUUCAUUGAAAUUCUAUUCCUAAAAAGUGUAUUAAUGACCUCCAGUUGAUAUGUCAAUGGUAUUAAUUUGUAAAUAAUUCAUAAAAAUCUCACUGAGAUCGGCUCAGUGUAACGCAAUCGAAAAGUGUUCGCGUAAAGGAUCGUUCCGCAAUGCGGGAGGACAAAUUAGGCGGCAGACGUUUGGAACAGAUGCCGUAUCAAAACGUCAAUAUGGGACCGCCCACUAUUGUAAAUCAUUCAAUAACAAAACGAAAGCGGGCCAACAGAACCAAUAUGGAUCAUCGAUAUCAACGUCCGGAGAAUCAUGAACGGCAGAUGGAUUUGCGAUCAAAUCUCUUCAGAGGUUUAGAUAAAAUAGGUUAUAUAGCAUUUUACAUCGUCCUAACCAGUAUCGCCUUACAAUUUUCACCGGUUUUCGGUGAAAGUAGCACUUUAAGCGGCAGCAGUAGUAGCAUUCUUUCUCCAGUACCUGGAAGCCUUCUACCAACAUCAACAGGUCUACUGAAUAUCGGUGAAAGUCCGCUUGGGGACGAUACAAUAUGCCCUACUGGCAUGUUCAAAUGUAAGGGUGGGAAAUGCAUACCAUCGUUAUGGGUGUGUAACUACCAAAAAGACUGUGAAGGAGGAGAGGACGAAUAUCAAUCAUGCCCUCCACCUGAAUGCGAAGCUGGCCAGAUUAGUUGUGGUCAGUACGAAUUCAAUAAAACCUAUUGUAUACCGCCCCACUAUAGAUGUGAUAUAACAGUCGACUGUGUCGAUGGAUCCGAUGAAUUGCAGUGCACUUAUAGGAAAUGUCAAUCCACCGAUAUCUUUUGUGAUGCGCCCACCGGAAGCACCCCUCUUAGUGGGGGUGGUCGAACACCUGGUCAAUGUGUUCCCAAGGAAAAACAUUGUGAUGGAUAUUUCGAUUGUCGCAGUCGAAAGGACGAAGAGGGAUGUACAGGUGUAUCGUGCCGUUUGGAUCAAUUCCGGUGUGCGAAUGGUGCAAAAUGUAUUGAUGCUGCAAUGAAGUGCAACCACAAGGACGACUGUGGUGAUGGCUCGGAUGAACAAGGAUGCAAUUUCCCACCCUGCCAUAAUGAGCAAUUCCGGUGUGCUAAUGCCUUAUGUAUUCCUGCCCAUUUUUAUUGUGAUGGAUAUCACGAUUGUGCUGAUGAAAGUGAUGAAGCCAAUUGCACAGCAAUCGCUUGUCCCGACAAUAAGUUCCUAUGUCCGAAAGGUGGUAGAAAUGGAGAGCCAAAAUGUAUAGCACGAACACAAUUGUGUGAUGGUAAAAGAGACUGCGAGGAUGGAAGUGAUGAGGAGAAAGCGUGCUCAACUACCUCCUGCCAACUCUUGAAUUGUGAAUACAAAUGUAGACCUUCACUAACUGGCGGUGUAUGUUACUGUCCUCUGGGACGAUCACUAGCCAAAGAUAACCGAACUUGUGUGGAUUUAGAUGAAUGUUCAGAAUGGGGACAUUGCGAUCAACUAUGCACAAACACAGAUGGAUCAUUCAGUUGCGCUUGCGCUCCUGGUUAUUCCCUCAUGGAUAAAUCCAAAUGUGUAGCAGCAGACGCCGAUCGAAUGGAACUAAUAUUUGCCUACGAUCACUCUAUCCUUCGGAUGUCGGCACAUGGAGAAAACAUCGAUAGCAUAGCGAACGCUACAGGUGCUAGUGGAGUCGCAUUCCACUAUUCAAGGAAUCUUUUGUUUUGGUCUGAUACGAAAACAAGAAAAGUACACUCUCAAACAUUGGACAAGUCUAAACCCAGUAUUGAACCAAUGGAUUUGACUUUACCCGGAACAUGGUCACCAGUAGCUCUGGCGGUAGAUUGGAUUGGAGACAAAUUAUAUGUUGCAGAUUUUGUCGGGCAGAAGGUUGAUGUAUUUGAACUAAAUGGAAAAUGGCACGCCGUGGUUCUAGGGUCAAAUCUUACCAGCCCUGCCGAUCUUGCUCUUGAUCCCACUUCAGGUUUGAUGUUCGUUGCAGAUGGAGGCCAAGUUCUUCGAGCACAUAUGGACGGUACUCAUGCUCGGUCCAUUGUAUCGGAAGCAGCUUAUAAAGCUUCAGGCGUUGCAGUUGACGUCAUAAGUAAAAGAGUAUUCUGGUGUGAUUCUCUACUAGAUUACAUUGAAACGGUCGACUACGAAGGACAGCAUCGAGUCAUGGUUCUUCGUGGACAACAAGUUCCCAGCCCAUCACGUCUAGCACUCUUUGAAAAUCGUAUCUUUUGGACAGAUGCAACCAAACAGGGAAUAAUGUCUGUAGAUAAAUUUGAGGGUCCUACAUCAAUUCAAGCCAUAUUCAAGGCAAAGGAUAUUCGCGAACCGAAAGGUAUAGUAGCUGUGCAUCCCCUGAGUCAAAAAGCAGUUUCAAAUCCAUGUGGUACAAUAAACGGUGGUUGUGCUCAACUGUGCAUAGUAACUGCAGUUAAAGGUGCUCCAACUGGCUUAGGCUACCGAUGUGCCUGCCAUACCGGAUGGCAACUCUAUGGAGAUCUUCGUAACUGUCAACUAGUCCAAGAAUUUUUAAUGUACUCACAGCAACGAUUCAUCAAAGGAAAAGUUCUCGAUCCCGUGAUUGAAGGAUUCAGUGACGCUAUACUGCCUGUCGUUUCCAGGAGAGCAAGAUUUGUAGGCUUGGACUUCGAUUCACGAGAUGAGCAUAUUUAUUAUUCAGACGUUCUUCAAGAUGUGAUCUACAGAGUGCAUCGUAAUGGAACAGGACGCGAAAUAGUAUUAGCCUCCCAAAAUGAAGGAGUCGAAGGUUUGGCUGUUGAUUGGGCUUCGAAAAAUUUGUAUUAUAUCGAUAGUCGUAAAGGCACUCUGAAUGUCCUUUCAACCAGAAAUGUAACCUAUCGCAGAACUUUGCUGAAAAACCUCAAACGACCAAGAGCAAUUGUCGUACACCCCAACCGAGGUUACAUCUAUUUCUCUGAAUGGGACCGGCCAGCUAAUAUUACCAGAGCAAAUGCCGAUGGUACAGGACUCCUUGUCUUCAAAAAUGUCACACUAGGGUGGCCCAAUGGACUGUCCAUUGAUUUCAAAGCAGAUCGUGUUUACUGGUGCGAUGCCCUAUUGGAUCACGUUCAACACGCAAAUCUAGACGGAACAGAUAUAAAAACUGUUAAUUCAAGACUGGUUCGCCAUCCAUUCUCGAUAGUCAUCCAUGAAGAUUGGAUGUACAUUACGGACUGGCGCCUUGAUGCAAUUAUUCGACUACACAAAUUAACCGGCGAACAAGAAGAAAUGAUGGUCAGGGAGCCUCAAACAAAUCGACUCUAUGGUGUGAAGGUAUACAGCCACUCGGUUCAGAAGAUCGAUCCUACUCAGCCAUGUUCCAUUAAUAAUGGUGGCUGCGAGAAAAUGUGCUUCGCUAUUCCACGAGCUGAAGGAUCAUCCCUUCAAGUAAAGUGUUCAUGUCCCUAUGGAGAGCGGCUAGCAGAUGAUGAAAAAACAUGCAAGCCGGAUCCUAACGCGGAACCCCCAGUUCAAGCAUGCCCGAAUUCAUGGGAUUUCACUUGUAAUAACCAACGAUGCAUCCCCAAAUCAUGGCUCUGUGAUGGGGAUGACGACUGUUUAGAUAAUAGCGAUGAAGAACAAAAUUGUACAAAACCAACAUGUGGAUCUAACGAAUUCCAAUGCAAAUCUGGUCGAUGCAUACCACUCAACUUCCGUUGCGAUCUUGAGAAUGACUGCGGCGACAAUUCCGAUGAAUUUGAAUGCGGAAAUAUCACAUGCGGUUCAUCACAAUUUGCAUGUGCAAAUGGCCGUUGCAUUCCAAAUAUGUGGAAAUGCGAUAGUGAAAACGAUUGUGGUGAUGGCUCCGAUGAAGGUGACUUCUGUGCUGAGAAAACUUGCGCUUAUUUCCAAUUCACAUGUCCGCGAACGGGUCACUGUAUACCUCAGAGUUGGGUAUGCGACGGCGAUGAUGAUUGCUUUGAUAAACAAGACGAAAAAGAUUGCCCUCCGAUAACGUGCUUAGCGAAUCAAUUCAAAUGCGCAGAUCUGCGGCAGUGCGUUGAAGAGUCAUAUAAGUGCGAUAGUAUCCCAGAUUGCAAUGAUGGAAGUGAUGAAUUAGGUUGUCCUUCUCUUGGACCUAACCAGUGCAAUCUAGAGAAACACUUCAGAUGUAAAUCCUCGGGAUUCUGCAUACCCAUUGCCUGGCAUUGUGAUGGGUCCAAUGAUUGUAACGAUCAUUCGGACGAGGAAGAUUGUGGCCAAAUUUCCUGCCCACAAAAUUUCUUCAAGUGCAACAAUUCAAAUUGCGUUUUCAAAUCCUAUAUUUGCGAUGGGAAUGAUGACUGUGGCGAUGGAUCCGACGAGGGAGCUGAACACGCUUGCGUUCCACCACCAUUCAGAUGCCCUCAUGGUCAAUGGCAAUGUCCAGGAGUUAGUAACCGAUGCGUUAACAUUACUUCAGUUUGUGAUGGUACACCCGAUUGUCCUAACGGAUCUGACGAAGGAACAGGAUGCGACUUGGCGGAAUGUCAACAUCAACAAGGGCUCUGCUCAAACGGUUGUCAAAAAACACCAUUAGGCGCAAUGUGCAUUUGUCCCCCUGGAUCAGAACUCGCCUCCGAUGGUUUCACAUGUGAAGAUUUGAAUGAAUGUUCACCCCCUGGAUUAUGCUCCCAGACUUGCACAAAUACAAAAGGAUCUUACUUCUGCUCAUGCACUGAUGGCUACGUCCUAGAACCUAACAAGCACAGUUGUAAGGCGGUCAAUCAUUCAUCCGCUUUUCUCAUCAUCUCCAACAGACAUUCAAUACUUGUUGCUGACCUUAAAGAGCAAGGACUUGAAAGAGUUCCAAUCAUUGUCGAAAAUGUGGUUGCAACUGCCUCCAACAUGCAUACAGGAACCAUUUUCUGGAGUGACAUGAAAUUGAAGAAGAUUUCACGACUGGAUCGUGGUAUGGAGCCACAGGAAAUUAUUACAACUGGUUUGGACCUAGUUGAAGGACUAGCUUAUGAUUGGAUUGGAAAGAACCUCUAUUGGUUGGACAGUAAACUCAACACUAUCGAAGUCUGCAAUGAGAAUGGAUCUAAUCGAAUGGUUCUAGUUCGCGAAAAUAUAACACAACCACGUGGUAUGUGCUUGGACCCUAGUCCCGAUGCAAAAUUCAUUUUCUGGACAGAUUGGGGAGAAAACCCACGAAUUGAAAGAAUUGGAAUGGAUGGAACCAUGCGACAGACAAUCAUAAAUACCAAAAUAUACUGGCCGAACGGUUUGACGUUGGAUAUUGCAACAAAACGGGUUUAUUUCGCCGAUUCAAAACUAGACUUCAUCGAUUUCUGUUAUUACAACGGCACUGGAAGGCAACAGGUGUUAGCUGGUAGUCACUAUCUUCUUCAUCCACAUUCGCUGUCGCUAUUCGAGGAUACAUUGUACUGGACAGAUCGUCAACUAAAUCGCGUGCUAUCUGCUCAAAAAUUCCGAGGUGAAAAUCAGACCGUCGUAUCCCACCUGAUUAGUCAACCCCUCUCUAUUCACGUACACCACCCAUCACUGCAACCUUUAUAUGAAAAUCCUUGCAAUAAAGCAGUAUGCCAACAUCUUUGUUUAUUGAGUCCUAGUACAAAGGAAGGUUGGUCCUGCAAAUGCAAACCAGGUUACCGCCUAUUGGCUGACGGCCGAUGCACUGAAGAGGAAAAUGCAUAUUUAAUGGUUGUUAAAGGAAAUCAAAUUGUCGACGUCCCAUUGAAUGGACUUGAUGGAAGGGCUGGAGCUUUAACUCCAGUCAUUGGAAUUGAAAGCAGUGCUUCCAUCGAAUACGAUCGAAAGGGAGAAAUGUUAUAUUGGGUGCAAGGCCGCGAGGAUGAUGACGAAAACUGCACUAUUUACUCAACCCCGUAUGGAGGAGGAAAUAAAACUCAGUUCCUCGGAGCAGACACUGGCUUGGUAGGUGCACCAUACAUCAUUGCUUUCGAUUGGCUUGGCAGAAACUUAUUCAUUGGAAACCGCAUUGCUAGUAAUAUUGAAGUAGUCCGUGUAGAUGGAAAAGUCAAGUAUCGUACUGUUAUCCUUGCAAAUGAUGGAAACAAAACUUCAGUCUCCAAACCUAAGGCUAUAGCUCUAGAUCCAACUGAUGGAAAACUCUUCUGGAUCGACGAUGGCGGUUUUGGCGUGCCAACAAAAAUAGGUCGUGUAAAUAUGGCUGGACAUAAUGCUAUGAUCCUGAAGGAAGACAUUGAUAGGCCAGAAAGUAUCACUGUAGAUAUCGACAAAAAACUUAUCUACUACAGUACUCAGCACCCUCCCACUGUCUGCAUCAUAGAUUAUAACGGCGAAGGAUUCAGAAUGCUUCUCUCUGAACAAAACGAUAUUGCUCGACCUAAAUCUUUAGGAAUCCUAGAUUCCCGCCUUUAUUAUCUUGAUCCAGUUUUUGAAAAGAUAGUUCGGGUCGACCUUCCCAGAGGCGAUAAUCCAAAAACAAUCAUCGACAAUGAACCGGACCUGAAAAGUAUGACCAUAUUCAAGAAACGUUCAAUGCAACAGCAUCCUUGUCUACGCGACAAUGGAGCCUGCGAACACAUUUGCAUUCCUAAUGAUGGAGCAUCACGUAUUUGUGCAUGUGGAACUGGUUACAAAAAAGAAAAUGAUAUUAGCUGCACUCCACACAAAACAUUUGUUGUCGUCUCACAAUUGGACGUCGCUCGAGGAUACACUCUGGCCGAUAGCUCUGAAGCAAUGGUCCCAAUCGCCGGACAAGGACAUCAUAUUCUUCAUGUUGAUGUUGCUUACAGAGAGCAAUGGAUUUAUUGGGCCGAAUAUAACCGAGGACAAUGGAACGGCAUCUUCAGGAUACGACCAAAUGGCACCGAGAUCGAGCAUAUUGUUAAAGAUGGAAUUGGAAGCAAUGGUAUACGAGGACUCACUAUCGAUUGGGUGGCCGGAAAUGUAUACUUCACAAAUGUAUUCCCACAUGAAAAUUAUAUUGAAGUUUGCUGGCUCGAUGGAAAUAACCGAAAGAUCUUGGUCAAAACUACAAGCGAUGCACCCAGAGAAUUAGCUGUCAACCCUAUUAAAAGACUCCUUUACUGGAUUGACUAUGGUCAAUAUCCUAAAAUAGGAAAAGCCUAUCUGGACGGUUCGAACUGGACACCAGUAGUUACCUCGGGCAUUUCAAAUCCACGCGACUUAACCAUCGAUAUGUUGACUCAUGACGUAUUCUGGGUUGAUUCAAAAUUGGAUAUGAUUCAAAAAAUAUCCUACACAGGUGGCAAUCGACAGGUCAUACGAAGAAACCUUCCGAAUCCAAUGGGAAUUGCAGUUUACUUAGGCGAUUUAUAUUGGGUUGACAGAAAUCUUAUGACCGUCUUUAAAGCUUCUAAACUACCAGGUAAUACUACACAACCUGAGAAAUUCCGAACAAAUCUACAAAAAUUGCGAGACAUUGCCAUAUACGACAUUAAUAACCAACCAUUAGAAUCGUCUGCCUCUUCUUCAUCGAAUCCUUGUGCAAAACUCGGAAAUGGUGGUUGUGACCAAUUGUGCUUCAGUUUUCCACCUGACGCACCUAACAAACCAUCCGUAUUGAACUUUAAAUGCGACUGUGCCACUGGCAAACUUGCUGCAGAUGGACGAAAAUGUGAAACUGUCAACGAAUAUCUGGUAUUCUCAACUCGAACCGAAAUUCGGGCAGUAAACUUAGAUCCAAGAUCAACACAGGUUCCAUUCCACCCAGUCGUGAAUCUCACAAACGUUGUAGGCUUAGACUUCGAUUUCAUGGACAAUAAACUUUUCUUCACUCAAAUCCGUCCAUGGGCGAAAAUUGCAUGGACAUCAGCAAACAACCCUUCAAUGAAUGAUGUGAACGUAGUUCUUAAUCGUGGCAUCAAUCCUGAGGGAAUAGCCUAUGAUUGGACUCAAAAUAAGAUUUAUUGGACCGACAGCUCUAAUAGCUCCAUAUUCGCUAUGAAUCUAGAUGGAACAGAACAAGUAAUGAUUGCGAGAGUUGAACGACCAAGAGCUAUUGUUCUAGAUCCUUGCAACGGAACUCUCUACUUUACUGAUUGGGGACGUUUUGGAACUUCUGGCAAAAUCUUCAAAACAACAAUGGCAGGUUCACUAAAGAAAGCAAUAAUUGAUAAAGACUUGUCCCAACCUAGUGGUCUCGCUAUCGAUUAUGAUGAACGAAUGCUAUACUGGACAGAUGCUGUCAGAGAAAAGAUUGAGCGUUCCCAGCUCGAUGGCAAAGGACGUGAAACUUUAAUUGCUGCAACCAUCUAUCCAUUCGCUAUAACUGUGUUCCGAAACUAUAUUUACUGGACAGAUCUGCAAUUGCGAGGUGUAUACCGUGCUGAGAAACAUACUGGUGCUAACAUGAUUGAAAUGGUGAAACGAUUAGAAGAUUCUCCGCGUGACAUACGAGUAUACAGCCUUGAUCGGCAAAAAUGUAGUGUCAACCCAUGUCUACAGAACAAUGGAGGUUGUGCUCAGAGCUGUCACCCUGCUCCUAAUGGAAAGGCCGAAUGCAAGUGUGAUCCCAACUCUAAGGUUGUCAACGAAGGACGAAUGUGUGCUCCUAGAAAUAACACCUGCGAAGCCAGCAAAUUCUAUUGCCAGAACGGCAAAUGUAUAUCAAGGAUGUGGGCUUGCGAUGGAGAUGACGAUUGUGGAGAUAAUUCUGAUGAAGAUGUUAAUUACUGUUCCUUCCAUUCCUGCUCGCCCAAUGAGUUCAGAUGUAACAACGGCCGCUGUAUAUUCAAAACAUGGAAAUGUGACCACGAAAACGACUGCAAGGACGGAUCUGAUGAAAUCGAUUGCACAUAUCCACCCUGCGUUGAUGGAGAGUUUACAUGUGCCAAUGGAAGGUGUAUUCCAAUGUCACAGGUUUGCAAUGGAGUCAAUGACUGCAAAGAUAAUGUUACCUCAGACGAAACCCACGAACGUUGUCCAACUAACACGACUUGCCCACCAAACCAUCUGAAGUGCGAAAAGACCAACAUUUGUGUCGAACCUUAUUGGCUCUGCGAUGGUGACAAUGAUUGCGGCGAUAACUCAGAUGAAAACCCUCUACACUGCGGCCAAAGAACAUGUCCACAAAAUAGCUUCAGAUGUCCAAAUCACAGAUGCAUUCCAGCAACAUGGUAUUGCGAUGGUGAUGAUGAUUGCGGAGAUGGAGCUGAUGAGCCACCAGAAUAUUGUAAAUCGGAAGGACGUACAUGCUUUGGAGAUCUGUUUACAUGCGACAAUGGCAAUUGUAUACCAAGGAUUUACAUAUGCGAUGGUGAUAAUGAUUGUUUGGAUAACAGUGACGAAGACAGUCGACACCAAUGCAAUGAUCGAAAAUGUGAUGAGGAAACUGAGUUUACUUGUGUCGAAAAUAAGGCUUGGGGACGUGCACAAUGUAUACCAAAGAAAUGGAUAUGCGACGGCGAUCCAGACUGUGUUGAUGGUGCUGAUGAAAAUACAACUCUGCAUAAUUGCCCAACACCCCAACCGUGUGGCGAGGAUAUGUUCACAUGCGACAACGGACGAUGCAUUAAUAAAGGAUGGACAUGCGAUCAUGACAACGAUUGCGGAGAUGGCACGGAUGAAGGAAAAUUCUGUAACGCCAAAUACAAGACUUGCUCUCCAGAAGAAUUUACGUGCCAGAACUUCAAAUGCAUUAGGAACACAUAUAGAUGCGAUGGCGAGGACGAUUGCGGUGAUCAUUCGGACGAAGUAGAUUGUAAAAAGGAGAACGUUACCUGCCCAGCCGGACAAUUCCAAUGCACCAAUGGAAAUUGUAUUGACUACCAUCUUGUUUGCAACAAAGUUUCUGAUUGUUCAGAUGAUUCCGAUGAACCAUUGCAUUGCAAUGUCGACGAAUGUGCCAAGGUUGAGAUACAUCAAUGCGGCCAUAAAUGUGUAGAUACUCUGACAAGUUACUAUUGCGAUUGUAAUGUAGGUUACAAGCUGUUACCAGAUGGAAAGGCCUGCGCCGAUAUUGAUGAAUGCAUUGAAACGCCCGGUGUUUGCUCUCAACAUUGCUCGAAUACACCUGGAAGCUUCUACUGUAAAUGCGAUGAACGCUAUUAUGAACGUCAAAAUGACGAACAUACUUGCAAACGAAAAGACAAGACGGAUCCUUGGCUGGUAUUCACCAAUAAAUACUACGUCCGAAACAUGUCCGUAGAUGGCCGAGUCUAUAACGUUAUGCACCAAGAUUUAAUGAACGUUGUAGCACUCGAUUUCGAUAGCAAGGAAAAUUACAUGUAUUUCUGCGAUGUCACCGCUAAAACCAUCUAUCGUUCUAAAUAUGGUACCGGUCUGGAAAAACCAGAAAGGGAGCCCGUUAUCCGUCAUGAUUCGCACGGUUUAGAAGGAAUCGCCAUUGAUUGGGUAGGACGAAAACUUUACUGGCUUGAUAGGCACUCGAAGAACUUGGACGUAUCUGAAUUAGACGGCACCAAACGUAAAACUCUCCGUAGUGGCGUAAUCGAUCCCCGAGCAAUUGUGGUCCAUCCAGGUAUUGGUUACUUAUACUUCACAUCGUGGCAUUUACAAGCCUACAUUGCCAAAAUGGGCAUGGACGGAUCCAAUUUCACUCGAAUUCUGACUUGGAAAGAUGACAUCGCCUGGCCUAACGCUUUGACCAUAGACUAUUUCACUGACCGUAUAUAUUGGGCCGAUGCUCACUUGGAUUACAUUGCAUUUGCUGAUCUUGAAGGGCAUCAUCGACAUAUUGUCCUAUCAGGCACGAAAGUCCCUCAUGUUUUCGCGCUAACUCUGUUCGACGAUUAUCUUUACUGGACUGACUGGAAUAUCAAAGGAAUAAUGCGAGCGAACAAAUUCACUGGACAAGACUAUCAGGUAAUCAGAAAUACCACCCAUCGUCCAUACGACAUACAUAUCAACCACCCACUCCGACAAGUACCCUAUAACAAUCCUUGUGGUGAUAACAAUGGAGGAUGCUCACACCUUUGCUUGCUGUCACCUCCGCCAGAAUCCACAUAUCUAAAUAUUGAAGGUUAUAUUGAAGAAGGUGCUCCAAGCUACAAAUGUGCUUGUCCAAACCAAUACUACUUGGCCCGUGAUACCAAGACUUGCAUUGCCAACUGCACAGCAGGUCAACAUAGAUGCGGUGGUGAUGAUGAGAAAUGUAUUCCUUGGUUCUGGAAAUGUGAUGGUGAAAAGGACUGUCGUGAUGGAUCUGAUGAACCAGCAACAUGUCCGGCAAGACAUUGUCGGGCAGGAACAUUCCAAUGCGGAAACACCAACUGUACGCCAUCAGCCACUAUUUGCGAUGGAACCGAUGACUGCGGAGAUGGAAGUGACGAACAGAACUGCGACCUACCAUGUCCUGAAUCAGACUUCAAGUGUAGGUCAAGUGGUAGGUGUAUUUUGGAUAGUUGGAGAUGUGAUGGAGAUGCUGACUGUAAGGAUGGCAGUGAUGAAGACCCGGCUGUAUGUCAUAAACGAGCCUGCGACCCGGAAACCGAAUUCAGCUGCAAAAAUGGUCGAUGUAUCCCACAAUUAUGGAUGUGUGAUUUCGACAACGACUGUGGUGAUGACUCCGAUGAACCCGCCUACAUGUGCCGACAGAGGAAUUGUACAACAGGGUGGCAACGUUGCCCAGGUCAAUCUAAUUAUAGGUGCAUACCAAAAUGGUUAUUCUGUGAUGGAAAAGAUGAUUGUCGCGAUAAUAGUGAUGAAUUGCCAGAAAAUUGUCCACAAUGCUCGUCAGAUACCGAUUUCAAGUGCGCCAACAACAGAUGCAUACCAAAGCAAUGGAUGUGUGACUUUUCCGACGAUUGUGGUGAUGGCAGCGAUGAAAUGGAAGCUCUGUGCAAAGGACGAUAUCGUGAAUGUUCCGAAUCGGAAUUCCACUGUGCCAACGGAAAAUGUAUAUCAUCCCGUUGGCGAUGCGACCAUGAAGAUGAUUGCGGCGAUAAUACAGACGAAAUUAAUUGUGAGGGUUAUGAAUGCAAAAAUGGAACAUUCCAAUGCGCUUCAGGACAUUGCAUUGCCGCCUAUUUCCGCUGCGACGGAGACCGGGACUGUCGAGAUAUGUCCGAUGAAGUUAACUGUCCACCUCGAUUCCCUGGAGGAAGAUACUGCCCUGAUUCAAGAUUCCAAUGUGCAAAUAAUCUAUGCGUAUCACCCGCCGAUUUAUGUGACGGUACUGAUGAUUGUGGUGAUAAUUCAGAUGAAGCCCCGUCUGUUUGCUCCAAUUUCAAUUGCGACACACUCCGGAGAUUCCAAUGUGCAAAUCAUCGAUGUGUAGCCCGAUAUCAAAUUUGCGAUGGUGUGGACAACUGCGGCGAUGGAUCAGAUGAAAACAAUAUGACCCUAUGUGCCAGUAAACAGAAACCAUGCGACCUUUACAUGCAAUAUCAAUGCGCCAAUAAAAACUGCAUUGAAAGGAAUCAAGUCUGCGACUUUUCGGAUGAUUGCGGGGACGGCUCUGAUGAGUUAGGUUGUCACCACUCCAACACUUGUUCGGAUCUGAACCGGGGAGGUUGUGAACAUCACUGCAUGAACCUCACAGAUGGAGGAUAUAUUUGCGCUUGCUAUCCGGGAUACAUAAUAUCUGCAGAUAAUAGGAAACGGUGUACGGAUAUAGAUGAAUGUGCAACGAGAACCCACACCUGUAGUCACAUUUGCACUAAUAUGAAUGGAACGUACGAAUGUUCUUGCCGACCUGGCUUUAGGUUAUCAGAUGGAAUGUCAGGCGUUUGUAAGGCUGAACAGGACGAUGUAGUUUUGAUAUUUGCAAAUGGUCCUGAAAUUCGAGGUUUGGAUUUGAAAGUAAUGGAUGAAUUCGAUAUUAUUGCCUCAGAAAAACGAAUUGAAGCUAUCGACUACAAUCCCGAAUCCCAGAUAAUAUUCUGGGCAGAUAGCUACGAUAAAACAAUCAAAAGGUCAUAUAUGCCUAACGCACAAAACGGACAAGCUAAAAUUGGCUAUGCCCAGGAUCUCAACAUGAAGGGUAAUUCUAAACCAACGGCAGUUGCCGUUGAUUGGGUUGCUGAUAACCUUUACUGGACCGAAACGGAUCGUACUGGUUCGAAACCUCGAGGUCGCGUAAUGGUCGCUAAAACUGAUGGUAGAUAUAGAAGAGCAGUUAUCAGUGCAGGUUUAGAAAUUCCCACGUCAAUAGCAGUUGAUCCUCAGCUGGGCCGUAUGUUCUGGGCUGACGCUGGUUCAGCUCCUAAAAUUGAAGUAUCCUGGAUGGACGGUUCAAAACGCAGACCUCUAAUCACUGAAGCUAUCAGACACCCUGCAGGCAUUACAAUUGACUACUCCCAGGAUCACACUGUAUACUGGGUCGAUACAAAGCUCAAUACAAUCGAAUCUAUGCGCCCAGAUGGCACAAAUCGUAAGGCAAUAAUCAAAGGAGAACAACUACGACAUCCUGUUUCUCUAGAUAUAUUCGAAUCUAAUUUGUACUGGGUAACUCGUGAUACCGGUGAACUUGUUCGACAGGAUAAAUUUGGUCGUGGUGUACAAGUCGUUGUACAAAGCAAUCUUCUAAACCCAUCCGGAAUCAAGAUUUACCAUGAAAAACGUUAUAACACUUCUCUAAAGAACCCUUGCUAUAGUAGUGUUUGCUCACAUCUCUGCCUGUUGGUACCAGGAGGCCGUCGAUGCGCAUGCCCAGAUAAUUCCGGACCACCACAAUCACAUCGUUCUACAGCUGAUGUUAUUUGUGAUGCUGCAGCUGAACGCCCUCGUCCAGCACCACGAAUUUGUCCUUGUGAAAAUUCCGGACUUUGUACAGAGGACGACUCCGGAAAUUUGAUGUGUGAUUGCUUGCCUAGCUUCACUGGUGAACGAUGUGAACAAGUUUUGGGCCAUACAUAUGGACCAUCAGGUUCAAAUGUUGCGGCUGUUGUUGUUCCUAUUAUGGUUAUACUUCUCGUGCUCUUAGCUGCCGGUGGAGUGUGGUAUGUGAUACGAAAGAGGCCAUUCGGAAAGAUGGCACGACUAAGCUCCUUAACCUCAUCUCAAAGCGUCACAUUCCGUCAUGGAACCAACGUGGAAUUCAACUCCCCCGUUUUCCCCAACGCACCGCCACCACCAGCACCAACUGAAUCCAUAUCACCUACGGAUGGAUACAACCUGCAAACAGUGAACAGUGGAAAACAGCGCGAUUUCGCUAAUCCAAUGUACGAUGCUGUACAAUCCGGGACGACAACUGAUCCCAGUUUAGGAAAUGGAUCAGGCGUUUAUGAAGUUUCCUCAGAUGGUCCGAAAACAAAGCCAGUUCAAGCUGUUGGUCCGUUCACGGAGCCAGUGUCAGCAAUUUUGGCGCCGAGCAGUAUAACCCAUAAGUCAUCACCGCAACUUCAAUUACGUACCAGAAAACUCGACCCCUCGGCAGAUACUGGCAAGGAUACCCAACAUCUCGUCGAAGAAGAUAAGUCUGAAUGCUGAUAUUAAAUGUUUAUAAACUUUUUUGCUUAUUAUUAUAUUCUAUUGUACGUUAGCCACUUAUGUUCUUUGUAAAGAAGACUACUUUUAAAAUGGAAAUUAAAAGUAAUGUUUUUGAAAAUAUUGACAUUAUGCAUCAGGCAAAUAUUGCAUUGAUUUCCGUGCAGCUAUUAGAAGACGAAAAGGAUCCCGACGCACUCGCGGAACAUGUCGGCCACAAAGUAGCUCGAAAACAUUCCAAAGCAAACCAAACGUGCUGCAAUAUUCCAUUACCUGAAGCAUACUGUUAGUUUGUUUUUAUUGUCAUUAUUAAUCUUAUUACGAAAAAUUAGAACAUUCCAAGUUGUUGAGUUUUCAUCGAGUUUUGUCAGUUUAGUUUUUAAUGAUAAAAAUAAUUAUAAAAGCAAUAAAUAGAUUAUUUAUGACGACAAUUGAUUUAGAAGAAAAAAGAUAGAGACAACGUUUUCAUAAGGAGCAAAGCUCGCUAUAUUCUAUUAAAUAAUUGAUUUUUAACAUUCCCCAAAACGUAGUUGUGAUAUUUUUAUGAAAACUCCAAAAAAUUUCUACUCGAACAUAAUCAGCAAUAGAUUUUUUGACAAAUUUUUAUGGACCGCAAAAUAUAUGUAAAGUUUAGGCAUAGGGGAAGCAUUCUAGAAUAAACACUCAGUUUGAUAUCAAUUAUUAACGUAAAUGAAUGCAAGAGAAAAACAAUAUAGAGGGAAUAUAUUUAAAUAGAUAAAUGUUAAUUAAUGGUUAGAGAAGGAUCUAUUACGUAUGUAAAAAAGAAAUUUAAUUAUAAAUAUAAUCAAUAUAUUUUUAUAUAAAAAAAGAGCGCGCCAUUUUGAUUUUUACGAGAGAGAGAAAAUAUAGAAAAUAAAAUCGACUAUAGUGAAAUAAACGAGGAGAGUAAAGUGUGUAAAAAUGUAUAAAAAAUACGACAAACAAUAAGGAAUAGAACAAAAUGCAAACAAUCGAAACAAUAUAUAUAAACUACUGAGGAAAGAUGAUGAAUACACCUAAAUAAAAUUAAGAGAAAAGAGUAUAUUUAAUGACAAGAAUUUUAUAUUAACUAAUAUUAAAUAUAUAGUAUAAAGCAAUUUAUAUUUCGAUUUUAUAAA
Messenger RNA from Hermetia illucens (black soldier fly), 16299 nucleotides. RefSeq names its product low-density lipoprotein receptor-related protein 2 (gene mgl). Gene Ontology annotation, molecular function: calcium ion binding; protein binding. The transcript is spliced from 16 exons. The record is from RefSeq and is a predicted model, not a curated record. Lineage: Eukaryota; Metazoa; Arthropoda; Insecta; Diptera; Stratiomyidae. Bases 986 to 15184 code for a protein of 4732 amino acids.